GGCAUCUCUGAAAACCAGCAGGCUGGCCCAGACACAGACACACAAACACACCCCGUCCACUAACGGCAUUCUCCCCCACAGAAUAUCCAACCAACGCCCACAAACCCACCCGACCUGUUUACUGACGUGCAACCAUUCGCUUGCUUUGUAAUCUUUCUCUCUCUCUCACUCAGUCACAGACAGGCAGACUCCAACGCCUUCGCUCGCUCUGGGAACUGCAAUAGCCCUUGUAUGUGAUAGUUGAAUUUCGCGUUCACGUUAACCGAUAGGAGUGUAACACAGUCAAGUACACACGUUACAGCUCAUAGGCGAGCGCGCGCGUGUUGUGUUUUCCGCUGUGGAGUUGAGAGAGGCUCUGGGAAGAUCUUGUUCUUAUUCCUGGGGGCGUGCUGCCACUUUGGACGUGCGCGAACAUGAGUCGACUCGAGCAACCCAAGUUCUGGCUGAAAACGGACGAAGGCUUUCUCAAGACAGUGCCUGCAGUCUGCAUGCUCUUAGAAAUAGUUCUGGGGCUGGUGGUGUGGGCCCUGGUGGCCGCGACCCCUUACAAGCGCGAGCCGCCGCUGGGCUUCGUGGUGUGCGUCGCCAUCACCUUCUGGAUCCUCACCAUCUUCAUGUUCAUCAUCUACAUCGCAGAGCUCUACCGCCACAUGGUGCAGAAGCGCUGGCUGCUGCUGGGCUUGCUCUUCAACGCGUGCGCCGUGUGCUUCUACUUCGCGGCCGCCGUGGUCGAGGCGAUGCAGUCGAGCCGCAUCGCCCGUGAGCAGGGGGAUCAGCAGGGGAUCUACAUCGCGGCCGCGGUUAUUGCCUUCGUGGUCACUUGCUGCUACUGCAUCAACCUUGGGUUCAGCUUCCGGGCGUGGAGAUCGGCCUAAUGACCUCGUGACCUUUCCACCCACCCCCACCCUGUCCCCCCACCCCUCCAACCGUCCCCUCAAACACAACCCCAACUCAAAUGUGGACACACAAAGUCAAGUCAAAGAGUCUCGCUCUCAACACAAGGUGUGGGGUGGUGCACAUCUCCAUUGGCGAUGCUGAACCAUUGGUGGAAAUUCCACAUUCAUAUGACAGUACCAAGUAUUGUCUAUAGAAGAUCCACUUUUGACUUCCCACAAAGUGGUACUCAAUUGAUCGACCCUGCAGAUAUGAUUAGGAAUGCGACGAUUUGUUAAUUCAAGUGAUCUGACCAGAGAGUCUGUUUUAUCUUUUGUAUCUCAAUUCCACCUCUACUUGACUGCAGAGAAAUAAAGAGGCACGCUCACAAAACGUCGGUACAAACCGAAGCUUCUCUCCAGAAUUAGCAAAGUGGUUUUGUGUCUGUUGCAUGGUUAUGUGACUGUGAUGACAUCAGUGACCUGUUGUAUAUAUUCAACAGACCUGAGCUCAAUAUCGCGGCCGUAGCGAACGCCAGUGGCUCUUGGCCUACUCGGCCUAAAGUGCAUACCUGGUGCAGUGUUUUAAUAUCACAUGUUGGGGCGACAAAGGUGGCCCCGGACGAGAUACUGACCACAUCACCUCGUCAUGCACAUUGCCAGCGUGAGGUAAAUCUAGCUAAAACAUUUUUUUUAUCCUUUUUAACUAAACAUUAUGUUUUUAUUUUAGCAGGAAAGACCCACUGAGCUAUGCAGCUCUUUGUCAGAAGUGACCUGGCGACAACUGAUAGCUCAAUAAAGUGGCUUGUCAUAUGGAAAUGUAUAGCAGCCAAAUACUCUAAGUGCGUGUUUCUAAACGUGGAAGGAAAAACUGGAGGACUCUGAGAGAAGUCCACGCGACCACGUGGAGAGAGACACGCAAACGCCAAAUAUACAGGCGUCGGGGGUCAGGAUCGAACCCACUAUCUCCUGUAUACCGGGUGAGGUAGUUAACAUCAUGCGAUCUUGGCAUCACAAGCUUGUGAGGUAGAAUUGUGACUCGCGUAGAAUUCAGAAUCCUAUUGUUGUUAUUUCAAACCCCCACGUGAUUGUUUAACCCCCCCUCCCCCACCUAGUUUGCUAAGUGAUUGGGUCAUACUUCCACGAGAGGAUUAAUUGUUACAAUAGAAUGUGUACCCCAGCGUUCAAAUAAUAUGUAAAAUUCUCAAUCCCUGGAUGAAAAUGCUAUGGGGGUAGAAAUAUUAUCUCAAACCGGCCUUACACUCGAUAGAGCUAAAGAGAGGAGUGUUGUCUUUUGAAGUCUAUCUGCCAGUUAUCAGUCUCUUAGCCUAUCCAUAACACCUGUGCCUGCUCCAUUAUUGUCAUGUGCACCUAGCCUGGCACAAACACCCUUGUAACAUGUGAAGUGGUGAGUGGCAGCAGUUGUGUGUGCUUGGAUGGUUAAAGCAAUGCUAUGACCUAAACCACCACCGUUCCCUUCCCUAGCAAUGAUGAACAACAGUGGAACCUGUUAACCUUUGAACCUGCCCUGAAUUUUCCCAGACGUUAACUCAGCCUAUUGCGUGACUUGCACUAUUGCCUGACUUGCCAGCCUUCAUGAGUGCUCGCUAACAGCACUUGCCAUAUCGUUAUGUAUAGUUAAAUAGGAGGUAUUCGCAAGCGUGCGUGGUUUAGGGCUGAGGAGUUUUAAAUGGGGCAUGUUGUGUGCGUGAAUGUGGGAGCAAUGGUUGUCGUGAAGGGUCGCGGUUAGCGCUACGCUGCGCUAUGAACCUGGCGUCCCGAGUUCGAAUCCCGCUCACGGCCAACACCAGUGACAAUUAUUCGAACCGAUCCUGGGCCUCCCCGAGGUCAACUCAGCCAUAAAUGAGUACCUGGUUCGGUGUGCAAACAUCGCUACUGGGGAGACAAAGGCGGCCGGGCGUGGUGUUUGCUACCCACCCCCUUGUGCGCCGUGCCGGCCCUCAUAAGUGCUAGCUCACAGCACUUGCCCAAAACAGUCUGUUACAGGCUAUACGGGGGGAUCUUUUAUGUCUUAUUGUUGUGCUUGAUAGGUCAAUGGAAAAAUUAGUCAAUGCGGAUGCAUGCUCAUCACUGUAGCUGCAUAUUUCAGUUUGGGUUUUUUUUAUUCGAAUACAGUAUUUUUUAAGUAUAUUAUUUUCUUUGUUUUGCCAAUGUCCAUUCCAACACCACCAUCGCCGCUUUGGUACAUAUGCAAUCGGAGCCAUGUUGAAUUUUUUUUUUACAAAUCCUUCAUAUGUCUCUUGUCAGUCAUUUCUGCAAAAAAUAAAUUUAGAAAAAUUCAA
Molecule: messenger RNA, 3175 nt
Organism: Petromyzon marinus (sea lamprey)
Lineage: Eukaryota; Metazoa; Chordata; Hyperoartia; Petromyzontiformes; Petromyzontidae
Product: CKLF-like MARVEL transmembrane domain-containing protein 8
Biological process (GO): myelination
Cellular component (GO): membrane
Molecular function (GO): structural constituent of myelin sheath
Source: RefSeq, a predicted model, not a curated record